Molecule: messenger RNA, 321 nt
Organism: Aspergillus niger
Lineage: Eukaryota; Fungi; Ascomycota; Eurotiomycetes; Eurotiales; Aspergillaceae
Exons: 4
Coding region: 1-321 (106 amino acids)
Source: RefSeq, a predicted model, not a curated record
AUGAACUCCGAUCUCAGCGCAGCAGAACUAGAAACAAUGCUUAAAUGUGUUCAGUCCAUCUAUCUACAUACAUACUCGAAAAAGCACAGGCCUGACUGGGUUCGGCUGGUCCAAGCGAUGUGGAUGUUGGCUGACCUCGAACCUAAAUUAAAAGAGACAACUGCGCCUGGGCCAGGAAGGAGGGGAAGGAAGGAAGCGGUCAAUCAAUCAAUCAGAAUCAAAUCAAAUCAAAUCAAAUCAGUCCAGUUCAGAGAAAAAGAAUUGAAAGGUAACUGGUUCAGAUUGGUCUACGAGACUGGAAAUGCUAGUCUGGGCCUUUGA